Molecule: messenger RNA, 3054 nt
Organism: Centropristis striata (black sea bass)
Lineage: Eukaryota; Metazoa; Chordata; Actinopteri; Perciformes; Serranidae
Gene: erf
Product: Ets2 repressor factor
Exons: 5
Coding region: 685-2559 (624 amino acids)
Biological process (GO): cell differentiation; regulation of transcription by RNA polymerase II
Cellular component (GO): nucleus
Molecular function (GO): sequence-specific DNA binding; DNA-binding transcription factor activity, RNA polymerase II-specific
Source: RefSeq, a predicted model, not a curated record
CGAAACACGACACCCCGACAGAGGAAGGAGGAGGAGGGGGGAGGCAGCCUGAGAGAACACGAAGUGAGUGAGUGAGUGAGUGAGUGAGUGAGUGGAAAAAGAAAAAGUCUGUGCCGGAGAAAGAAGAGGGGCAGAGAAAGAAGAAGAGUUUUUGUUCCUUUCUGAAGCGCCGCUGUUUUGACUGUCUGUCCGUGAGGAUGAUGAUGAUGAUGAUGUGGAGGAGGAAUCGACCAUGCGACAUCGUUGGGAUGAACAUUUAGAGUCGUCGCAUUCCGCUGCUGCAGCACCGACCGACGGCAGCACGACUCCUCCAAACUUCGAGCUGCGCCAUUCAGACCCGGGCGGCCGGAUCCCCCCAGAGGCUCCGGGCAACUUUACGCACCAUCCGCGUACUUACAAACAAAUAACCCCGGCAGCUCAAAACUUUCCCCCCCCAACAAACUCCGAUGUAUCGAGGUAAAAGAGGAAAGCUUGUGUGAAGUUAGCGGGAGUUUUUUUUUCUUCCCUUUUUUCAACUUGAAAGCGAUAAUCGGGGGCAGGUUGUUUCCUAACGAGCCACUUGUGAGAACAACACCGGAGGAAGGAGUGGGGAGUCACUGCUAACUCCGCUAAGCUACAAGCUAACUCAAGUGUAAAGUUGCGACUCGACGAGGGGGAAAGUGACCGAAGCAGACGGCAACAAAGAUGAAAACCCCGGUGGACUCGGGGUUUGCCUUCCCGGAUUGGGCCUACAAGCCCGAGUCGAGUCCGGGCUCCAGACAGAUCCAGCUGUGGCACUUUAUCCUGGAGCUGCUGAGGAAAGAGGAGUACCACGAUGUCAUCGCCUGGCAGGGAGACUACGGAGAGUUUGUCAUCAAGGACCCAGACGAGGUGGCUCGCCUGUGGGGGGCCAGGAAGUGUAAACCUCAGAUGAACUACGACAAGCUCAGCCGGGCUCUGAGAUACUACUACAACAAGAGGAUCCUCCACAAGACCAAAGGGAAGAGAUUCACCUACAAGUUUAACUUCAACAAACUAGUGCUGGUCAACUACCCCUUCAUCGACAUGGGCUCCGGUCGAGUCCCUCAGAGCGCCCCUCCAGUGCCGACUGGAGGCAGCCACUUCCGUUUCCCACCCUCCACGCCGUCAGAAGUCCUCUCCUCCAGCGAGGAGCUGCGCAGCCCGGGCAUGUUCAGCAGCGUGGCCCGCCGCAUGGCCCGCGGCUCCGUGAGCGACUGCAGCGACGGCACCUCCACCAACUCUGAGCUGGAGGAGGCCGUGGGGGCCGACGAGCGAGGCGUGGGACCCGAGAGGGCGUACAGGGGCCUGCUUCCUCCACGUCUGCCUCACGAUUCUCUCUUCAGGGUCUACCCGAGUCCAGCGGGGCUCGCCAGGCACGGCCCCCGGGUCCACCAGGAGCCUCUGUCUCCGUUCCCCGUCUCCCCGCUGCCGGGCCCCGGGGGGCUCCUCGGCCCGACUCUGUCCCCGGCCCUGUCCAUGACCCCGACCCCGCACCUCCCCUACACCCCCUCUCCCUCCCUGUCCUCCCCCAUGCUGGGCUCACACUUCUCCUUCAACCCGGAGGACAUGAAGCACUACCUGCAGGCCCACACCCAGUCCGUCUACAACUACCACCUCAGCCCCCGAGCCUUCCUCCACUACCCCAACAUCGUCAUCCCCCAGCCCCACCGCCCCACCCCGGAGAAGCCGGCCGCCCAUCACCUCCAUGCCCCGCCCCUGCCGCUCUCUCAUUCGCUCAGCCAGCAGCAGGGAGGCGGCGAGGAGCAGCACCCGUCACCGUUCAAGUUCAAGCUGCAGCCGCCACCUCUCGGCCGCAAACAGAGGGAUUCUGGGAGCUCAUUGGCCGCUGCUUCUUCUUCCUCUUCCUCCAGCCAGUCCUCAUACACAGCGUCGAGCCAGAUCAUGAACUCUGCUCUGGCUGCAGGGCCUCCCAAGAUCAAGGUGGAGCCCAUAUCAGACAUCGAGUCAGAGGAGGAGGUGGAGGUGACUGACAUCAGCGAGGAAGAUGAGAUGAACCACAUGGACGAGGACGAAGGUGACAUCUUCACCCCGACUGCUCGCCACCAUCAGCUCAACAACCAUCACCGGGCCAACGGGAACGGGAGAGGCCUGUCUGCACCGAACCCCGACGACGACCCCGACGAUGACGAGGAGGUCUUCAAGACUCCUGCGACUCCUCCCAUCGGCAGCGGGAGCGGCGGCGGCGGCCUGGCCUUCCCUCUGAUCAACCUGAAGAGCGAGCCGGGGCAGGCGGCGCCCAUCAGCCCCGGAGGCACGCGCUGCAUCCCGCUCAAGCUCCGCUUCAAACGCCGCUGGAGCGAAGACCAGAAGAUGGAGGCGGACGGAGAGAGGGACGAGGCGGAGGACAAGAAAGUAAGGGCCGAGGGAGAGGAGGAGGCGGGCAGGAGAGUGAUGGAGGUGGAGAACGGAGGAGCAGGAGGAGGAGCAGGAGGUGUUAUGCUGGGGUUGAUGCUGCCACCGCCUCCCACCCAGCGCAGAGCCAGCUCGGAGCUGCAGAGGGCUACGGCACAGCUGUCUCUGGAAAACACUGGCUGCUGAGCUUCACACGCACACAGGGGAUCCUACAUAGAUACGCGCACACACCUCUCUGAGUUUUGUCUACAAACUCAGUAGUUUUAUGUAGACUGUAAUGCCUCGUGGUUUCUUGACAGCUGAAGGGAACGUAACAGGUUUUCUUUAUGGUGAAAAAUUUGUUAAUCGAUUUAAUCAUUCAAAUAUUUUUUUCAUGCAAAAAUGUCAGAAAAUGCUUUUUUCACCCUUCAAAUAUGAAGAUUUUUCCAAUUUUCUCAGUUUUAUAUCAUACAAAAACAACAUAUCUUCGGAUUUUGAACCGACAAAACAUUCAAAGACGUCACCUUCGAUACUAUUUUCUGACAUUUGUAGACCAAACAAUUAAUAGUUUAAUCUAGUAUAUAAAAUUAAUUAAUGUUGAAAAUAAUAGUUUGUUUGUACAUGUAGGAAAUUGUUGGGUUUUUUUGUGUAGAAAAGGAUUUUUUUGAGCCCUUUUUACCGACCACACAGUCCCACAAGCUU